CCAAUACUACUAUUCGUAUCGAGUCCUUCGAUGGGUUAUCUCCCCUGUCUAGGCUAAAGCCUCUCCUCGAGAUAUAUCAAACAUCUUCGCGCUGGUGUUGGAUUUAUAAUUAUUUGACUUCAAUUAUCAAGUUCUGCCAACAUCACGGAAAUUAAUAUUCACUAUGCGAACUCCUAAGAAAACAGGAAGUGUAACUAUCGAUGUUCUAGAAACCAAUGACAUCCAUUAAAGCUAAUGUGAGCGACAUAUUUCAGACGAAUCUAACUAAAUGGUAAAACGCACAAGAAAGAUUAAAUUAAAACCAAUGGCGCAUAAUGACAAGAAGUAUUUGUGUUGUUGAGUUAACUUAGACUGUAAAGUAAUUUAUGCUUAACAUGGACUGGAUGUAGACCGCGAAUUUUGAAAUCCACUAUACAAACUAUUAUAUUGGAACUGGACUUCACUCUACCAGUUAUGGCAGCCGCCAUGUUAAUUGUUUUGAUUUUGGUUGCCAAUAGUGAUGUCACGUGGUCUGAAACGGCCUCAGAACGAUUAGCAGCAGCCAAGAAAGCUCUGGAGUAUGUGAAUCGAGUAGAGAACAGUCAAUGUUCAGGUGGAACCGAGGAGGUCCUUCAGCUUGUCUUCAAUACCUCAGUAUGGCGAGUCUACACUGAACCAGCGAUACGCACAGCGAACAUACUGAGUUCCAUAAUUCAAAUAGAUGGAAACCUGAACAGUCUGGAAGAAAAUAUCUUCUACACCUUCGUUAGAAACAAUGUUCAUGGCGAAGGCUUGAUAUUCGGGGCUGCCAUCGCCCUGGAACCUGGACUAUAUAGUUUAUAUGAUCGUUUUUGUCCCUACUCUUUUAGAAAGAACGGAAGCGUCAGCGCCUUUGAUAUUGCCGUGAAUUAUAACUAUCUUAGUAAUGGUACUGAAUGGUAUAAUGCUGUUCGAGUUAAAGAUUUUGGAAAUGCUACUGUGAAGCAAGAUAGUAUAACAUAUAACGGCAGUACCACACCUCUACAGUUCGAUCAGCCAACAGCUAAAUAUGAAAAUGGUCAUUGGACGUAUCCAUAUUAUGAUUGUGGUGGGGGAGAUAUCUGGAUGGUCACCUACUCAGCACCAAUAUUCGAUCUCGACAAAAAUAAAACACCUAUAUUCAAAGGUGUAGCUACUAUAGAUAUAGAACUGACUAAUGUGGAUAUUAACCAGUGCGACCUAUCAGAUGAGUCAGAUGGAGGAGCUCUAGACGUAUUUAGGGGAACGCACCAUUGUCAAGCUACAACAAAGUGUGUGCCUCUGAUCGGUCAAGGUUUUAGACGUGGAGCCUAUCAGUGCCAUUGUAUGGAUGGUUAUUAUUACCCAGUAGUAGGCUCACCUAUCAGGGCGUAUUCUGGUUAUGAUAUAGAGAGAUAUGUAGAUAAAUAUUUUGGGUUGGUGACAAUACCUUUUCGUUGUUUACCUUGUCCUCGAGGAUGUGACACGUGUGUGGACGAUACGCCAUGUUUAUUUCCCAUGGAACUCGGUAUAAGAAUUUUGGUGGUUCUGUUGGCUGUAAUAAUGAUCAUAGGAUGCUGUGCCGUCUCUUUUCUAGUUUUCAAAUACAGAACACAAAUGGUUAUAAAAACAGCGUCUCCUAUUUUUCUUCACCUGAUGUGUCUUGGCGCCAUUCUCAUGUGUUGUCAGUUGUUUGUAGCCUUUCCCGAACCAACUGAUAUAUCGUGUAUUAUUGAAAUAUGGCCUCAACACCUUGGCUUCUCCAUCAUGUUUGGUGCCUUAAUCGUUAAAACAUGGAGGAUAUCGAUAAUAUUCAGCGUUGGGUCAGUUAAACGAGUUAGCCUACCAGACAUCGCCUUAUUAAAGAGAUUAUCGCCCUUGGUAACUUUAUUUAUAAUAGUUUUAUCAGUAUGGUCUAUAGUCGACCCACCAACCGUCCAUAUUCUAACUACUACGUCAUCACUCAAGUUCUUCACGUGCGCUGUAACAUAUUGGCAUUAUGCUAUGUACGGAGGAGAAGCAUUGUUAUUGUUAUUUGGAGUAUAUCUAUGUUUUACUGUUCGUAAAGCACCUGCUCAUUUUAACGAGAGUAAACACAUCACAUGGGCUGUUUAUAACGCCAUUAUUCUAGGAAGUUUUAUUAUCAUCUUAACACAGUUUAUGGCUGUAUCUAAUGGACCGGAUGUAUUAUAUCUACUAUUAUUGGCCCAACACCAGGUGUUAAUUACAAUUAGCAUGGUACUUAUAUUCGCUCCUAAGUUUUGGGCGUUGUAUAAAGGAAGUGGAUCAGAGGGCGAGGCUGGGGUCACCACGAUAACUGGUCGUGUAAAACAACACCUACCUACUACAGUCAGCAAACUCAGGUCAGAUGUUAGAAGUACGGCUGUACAGACAGAUGACAUUUCUUUAGAGAUGAUUGCUACUCGUUCCGAUUCUAUUAAAACAUCGAAAUAUUCAUCGAAAGUUUCCCCACUAUUAGAAGUUCCUGCCACAUCAUUUAAACCUGACGAAAGCAAUCAUAGUGAAUCGUAAUUUAUAUUUAAUUGAAUGAUAGCCAUUUGCCACUUUCAACGCGCCAUUACUUCGAAUUUAAGGAGUUUGCUGUCCUUAGCCAUGGAUUAACCGAGUUUUAACUCCCCGGCUAGUUUGAUGCGUUUUAUAAAUGAUAUUCUUUGCAGUUCCUGGAUUCCUUUGUCUUUGUGUCAGAUUGCCUACGAUUGGGUAAAUGAACCAUAUUAAUGACAAAUCAGCUAUCGCAUAACAAAUCAAAGUGGGCUAACCAAAGCAAUAAAUCUGGCUUACAUAACAGAAGGGAUGACCUCAACUAAGUCUAACUAGAAAAAAAAGAUAAAAAGUUGAUUGACCAGUCGACCGAAGGCCUACUAAUUAAGUCCCAUAACCCGUGUCCUGAUACAGCCGUGUGGAUUAUACAUUUAGCAAACAAAAUACUACUCAGUGUUUGGUACAAAGUAGGCUGGUAAUCAGUCUAACUGUUUUUGAUUUUGUAACCCAGUCAAUAAUAUUGAAACCAAUAUGGUCGCCUAGACAGUCGGGUUGUUAUUACAAUAAAAUAAAACCUAGUACGAACAAUCCAAACCAUAAGACAGAAUUCGAAGUCCUAAAAAACGUUAUAGGCAAAGUAGUGUAUUCAAGCAAAAUAGUGUAAUCAGCAAAUGGACUGCUCCUCGUGUACAAAAUACACGACAAACAGUGGUAACAGGUGUCCGGAAGAGUAAGCUUACCCUGCCUGGCGCCACACCUGCCAUAGCUGGGCCGUGUUCAUUGUUCAACCAGGCAUUAAUAACCAACCGAAAGUGUGUUUUUUUGGGACCAGACUCAGUAUUCGACAUAGUGUGCUGGUUGAAAGAGACCUGGACUUAUUCUGGCAAUAGCCCAACCACGAGAUCUACGAACAUAAACAAGACUUAUCCAGUGAUCUCGUAUAGCUAGUCAGGUGGGGGUUGGACCAAAAUCACCAUCAAUUUUGUUGUGUGAGGCGUGGGAAUUUCGGUAACCCCAAUCGAAUAUGGAGAUGUGGCUGUCAACAAAGAAUAUAACCCCAAUCGAAGCUUUUCGUGUCAAAAGAUCCUUUCAUGGACAAUGGUUCCAUCCGCCGAUCCAUCCGUAACAAAGAUUUGAAUAUUCCGGAGAUGAUCCAAAGAAAAGUUAAUCAAUUAUUGUUACCGAUUGAAGUAGAGAUUGGUACCGGCAAUAUACAUUAAAUAUCUGCUUAAAAAAGACUUUCUAAUGAAAAUGAAGCGGUAUCAAAUGAACAUUAAAGAUACAUUAUGUAAGAUCUAAAUCUUUCUAAUGCAGAUCUUUCGUUUGGCCUCAAAUGUUAUAUAAAUCAUUACUUAGACAUGUAUUCACAUGCCAAGCCAUAAUCAACCCUCUAGCUCACCAAGGGCUUUUGAUUUUCAACGUAUUUAAACACGAAUGACACUUUAGUCGAGAUUUUGUUUAUUAUCCUGGCAAUGUUACCAAUGCCAUUCGAGAUUGCACUGUUCUUUAAACGGCAAUAAGUUCGCUCAGAAUGGAGUAAUUUGACUGAAAGUUUCAACACAUUCCCUUUUCAUUAUGUAUUUGUAACUAUUAUAGAGAGAACUGUGAGCACUUUAUCUAAAUCUUACAUAAUGUAUCUUUAACAGUCUGAUGCAUUCUUUUUAUCCCCCUAACAUAGUGAUAGUAAUGUGAUAUGCCUUAAUAUAUCUUGCCUUAAAUUCAUUCAAUAUUCACCAUUAUACGUCCAUAACUGCCAUUUUAUUAGCCUGAUCGUCUGCACAAUGAUGAGAUAUAAUGAUACAGGUCGGAUACCUUGACUGUUCUUAGUGUGCCCGGUGAACCGGUGUGGUUCCCCCUUGUAAGGAGUUAGCCCCCUAACCAGGAGGCCUCGGGGUCGAUCCUGGAGAUCGCUGAGCAAGUUCCCCGGUAUUUGACCGUCUUGUUUCUCCGGUGUCUUACUCAGGAUCUGACAUGGAUCGGGACAGAAAACGGUGUUCCCCGAACACAUUGGUGUAGACGUAAAAAAAUCCCUUGACAUUUGGAAUUUAAAAUAAGAAUGUACCGUAGCACCACUAACUACUAAAGAUAAAAUCCAAAUUUUAGUAGAUACUUCAAUUUUGAUUGGCUAAGCACUAAAAUCAGUCUAAUAUUAUCCAAUCAAAUUACUAAGAUUUGGAUUUUAUGUUAGUUAAAAUUUCGUGAAACAGGCCCCAGUACAAGAAUGUUGGUUAAGGCAGUCAAGGUAAAGGGUUAUGUCAUUAUAUCUUGUUGGUUAAGGCAGUCAAGGUAAAGGGUUAUUUCAUCAUAUUUUGUUAUAUUGACGAUUUAUCUGAUCAAAUAUUUAUAUUACCUGUACAGACCUGUAUUUAUUUAUUCCCCUCACCUUUUUUUUGUUAAUUAUUCCGUUACAAAUGAAGCAUGAACAUACUACUGGACUGGUGUGGCGUGUCAUUAUGCCUUCAUUUUAAGUGUUUUCUUUUUAAUUUGAAAGUGAUAUAACUUAUUGUAAUUGUGUAUUACGUUUUCACCCACGACAUUCAUCUCUUAUAAUUAACAUACAUUAUAAUAUAGCUCAUACUCUUAUUAACAUGUAUUAUAAUUUAUGUUAUACUUUUAUAUUUAACAUGCAUUCUAUUUUAUCUUAUACUCUUAUAUUUAACAUCAUUUAUAAUUUAUCCCAUGCUCUUAUAAUUAACACGUUUUAUAAUUUAUCCCAUACACGGAUUAUAAUUUAUAACAUUUUCUUAUAAUUAACACGGAUUAUAAUUUAUCUCAUAUUCUUAUAAUUAACCCGUAUUAUAAUUUAGCUCAUACUCGUAUAAUUAACGCGUAUUAUAAUUUUUCUCAUACUCUUUUAAUUAAACAUGCAUUAUGCAAGAGCUAAAUCAGCAUAUUUUAAGUCUUUAUUUAGGCUUCAGAUGUCAUAGAAAUUAUAUAUUAGAUCUUUAUUUACACAACAAGCCCAAAAUCAACUUUUGUAGACCCACGGAUGGCUUGGAUUCGGCUUGGAUUUAAACAGGAUUUCAUUGAUUGAUUAAAUUUUUAAAUGGCGUCGUAAGCGGAGAUUAACCGUUACGUUGACGUCAUUCUCCCGGAACUUUUCCAUAAAAGGCAGUGAUGAUCGAGGCUAAAUGAUCGAGCGUACGAAGCGAUGCCGCUGUUGAGCGAGGCCGCAUGUCAGUCAAUUUGAUUUAAAGUUCGAUAUACGGCCUUGAUAUUAUGUUUAGUUGUGGUUAAAAUGAGAGUUUGAAUGUCGGUAUUAUACGCUCUUUUGUAUAUCCUAUUUGUCUGCUUCGGGAGUCACGUAGGCCUAUCAUUUACAGUACAAGAGUACACACAGGCUAACAAGAAGUCGGCUAUAAUUAUGUACAAUGCUGCCUCAUUGAUUUGGUCCAUUCCUUUCAAACUUUCGCUUCUUAUCUAUAUAUUAAGGUCUCAUUUUUAAUUUGUAGUAAAAAUAAAUGUAAUACGAAUUGAAUUGCAACCCCGUCUCAAACCGAAUAGGCUAACGGUACCAGAGCCAUUGAAAACGUUACUUGAUAAUCGAGAUUAUGUAGGUGGAGUUAACGCCUGUCAAUCAAACGAUCGGCCAUUCUCGGAGACGGUGAAGAUAGAGUUGACUCCUAUUUCUAGUAAAAAAUGACAAUGGUGAUAACUUUGUUCAGAAUAAAGUAAUUUGACUGAAAUUUUCAAUAUAUUCUUCAUUCAUCAUCUAUUUUUGAACUGUUGUAUCAAGAAUGGCCAACUCUCUAUUACAAUCUCCCAUAAUGUAUCUUUAACAUUAUUAUAAUACUUUAGCUCAUGCUGUUAUAAUUAACAUAAUUUCUCAUUUAUCUGAUACUAUAUAUUAUAAUUAACAUGAUUUAUAAUUGAGCGCAUACUUUUAUAAUU
Patella vulgata (common limpet) is the source of this 6369-nucleotide messenger RNA. Its product is annotated as probable G-protein coupled receptor CG31760. Bases 454 to 2508 code for a protein of 684 amino acids. The transcript has 13 exons. Gene Ontology annotation, biological process: G protein-coupled receptor signaling pathway. The record is from RefSeq and is a predicted model, not a curated record. Gene Ontology annotation, cellular component: membrane. Lineage: Eukaryota; Metazoa; Mollusca; Gastropoda; Patellidae. Gene Ontology annotation, molecular function: G protein-coupled receptor activity.